CGCGGCGAUCGACGGGGCCCGGCCGACGUGAACGCGCGUAUCGAACGAUCGCCGCGGUUGUCCGCGGUAAGAGUAGUCGCCGGCAGUGUUGCUAUAGUCAGGUACCCGACAGGAAUAGAUCGACGAACUCGGCUUCGUCACACAUAUCGUGCGGGUUCGAUCGUCGCAUUAAAAAUAAUAUAUAAGACAUAUUAUAUUGCCGUGUUUCGCAGCUGCACUGCAUUCGGACGCUCGUCGUACACGGUAAAUAUCGCUAUACGUACCAUAUCAUAACAAUUUUAUUGUAACGUAUACACCAUCACACUCGCGCCCAGUCGAAAUGUUCAGCGGCAAAUGCACGAGUGCGGCCAGACUGGACGGCAAGACCGCCAUCGUCACCGGUUCGAACACGGGAAUCGGCAAAGUCACGGCCAAAGAAUUCUACAGAAUCGGUGCUAAGGUUAUUGUGGCGUGCCGGGAUGUUAAAAAAGCGGAACAAGCUGUUACGGAGAUAGUGGCCGAUGUAAAAGGUGAUAAUCUCGGACAGCUGGUCGUAGAGGAAUUGGAUUUGGCAUCUUUCGCUUCGAUUAAACGCUGUGCAAAAAAUAUUUUGCAAAAAGAAAAAAAUAUUCAUCUCUUAGUGAACAAUGCUGGGGUAAUGGCGUGCCCUAAGGGUAAAACCCAAGAUGGUUUUGAAACACAAUUUGGCGUGAAUCACUUGGGACACUUUCUAUUCACAUCACUACUAUUACCAAGAAUCCGAAAUUCAACGCCGGCUCGCAUCGUUAACGUUUCAUCAAUGGCUCACACAAGAGGUGUGAUUAAUUUUGAGGACAUAAAUUACGAUGCAAAUUACUCAUCCUUGGUAUCUUACAGUCAAAGUAAACUUGCCAAUGUGCUAUUUUCAAAAGAACUGUCUAAAAGGCUCGAAGGUACCGGAGUACAUGUGUACAGUCUACACCCCGGCAUUGUACAAACCGAAUUAGGCAGGACGAUCGACCAAGUGUACUUUCCUGGAAUGCGAUUCCUGGCCCGUUUGUUUCUCUAUCCGUGGUUAAAGACCCCAGAACAAGGAGCUCAGACUACUUUACAUUGUUCGAUAGACGAAAAAGCUGGAGAAGAAAAUGGUCUCUACUACAGCGAUUGUAAGGUAAAAGAACCAUCAGCUUUAGCCAAAGACCCAGAGUUGGCCAAAAAACUAUGGGAUAAAAGUAUUGAGAUGGUGGGCUUAAAGGAUUACGACAUGUUCAACUGCGAAGACACGUUGCCUGAACCCUUAAAAGACAUCGCACACCGUGACUUGGGCGUAAUGUUCAGCAGUAAAUGCAAGAGCAAGGCCAGGCUGGACGGCAAGACGGCCAUCGUCACCGGUUCGAACACGGGCAUCGGCAAAGUAACCGCAGGAGAAUUUUAUAGACUAGGUGCAAAGGUCAUAUUGGCGUGCCGGGACGUUAAAAAAGCGGAACAGGCCGUGACGGAAAUUGUAGCUGAAGUACAGGGCGACGGUCUCGGGCAAUUGAUCAUAGAGGAAUUGGAUUUGGCAUCAUUCGCUUCAAUUAAACGCUGUACUAAAAGUAUUUUACAAAAAGAAAAACAAAUUCACCUGCUAGUGAACAAUGCCGGCGUCAUGACGUGCCCUAAGGGUAAAACCGAAGAUGGUUUCGAACUUCAGUUUGGCAUUAAUCAUUUGGGACACUUACUAUUCACAUUGCUUCUGUUACCAAGAAUCCGAAGUUCAGCACCAGCUCGCAUUGUAAUCGUGUCGUCUCUGGCACAUAUAUUCGGUUCAAUUAAUUUCAAGGACAUCAACCACGACUCAAAUUAUUCACCCGCUAUUGCUUACAGCCAAAGUAAACUGGCUAACGUGUUGUUUUCGAAAGAACUAUCGCGAAAACUUGAAGGGACCGGAGUUCAUGUGUACAGCUUGCAUCCCGGUAUUGUACGCACCGAAUUAACCAGAACACUCGACCAAGUAUACUUUCCGGGUAUGUGGUUCUUGGGUCGUAUCUUCCUUUAUCCGUGGGUCAAGAAUCCGAAGCAAGGAGCUCAGACCACUUUAUACUGUUCGAUAGACGAAAAAUCUGGAGCAGAGACCGGACUGUAUUACAGCGAUUGUAAGGUAAAAGAACCGUCAGCGUCAGCCAGAGACCCGGAGUUAGCGAAGAAACUUUGGGAAACUAGUAUAGAAAUGGUCGGCUUAAAGGAUUAUGACAUGUUCAACUGCAGUGGAGACACGCUCCCCGAACCUUUAAAAGACGUUUGAACGGAAAAUUUUGCUCGUUUUUUAUUAAUAAUAUAAAUGGUUUUGUUUUAUUUUUUUUUAAACAUAACUUUUAAUCUAUUUUUAUUUUUAUAAUAAAGGAAUUUUUUUUUAUCGAACA
Molecule: messenger RNA, 2360 nt
Organism: Rhopalosiphum maidis (corn leaf aphid)
Lineage: Eukaryota; Metazoa; Arthropoda; Insecta; Hemiptera; Aphididae
Exons: 12
Coding region: 320-2242 (640 amino acids)
Source: RefSeq, a predicted model, not a curated record